Molecule: messenger RNA, 1676 nt
Organism: Uranotaenia lowii
Lineage: Eukaryota; Metazoa; Arthropoda; Insecta; Diptera; Culicidae
Gene: scf
Product: calumenin
Exons: 4
Coding region: 404-1408 (334 amino acids)
Cellular component (GO): endoplasmic reticulum
Molecular function (GO): calcium ion binding
Source: RefSeq, a predicted model, not a curated record
CUUUAUUUACUAGCGCGGCGUGGUUCAUACACGGUCCAGAAUGUAGUACAUAAACCAAACGCAUUUUUGUUUAGAGAAAGAGAACCGGGAAAGCAAGUGGAAAAGAUGUGUUAGUUAAUGGUUUACAUUUUCUUCCUGAUGCGCUCAGAUCGUACGGUACAGUCAGUAUUCGCUAUUAGCGCGUAGAGUAAAAACGCUUCGUUUAGUUCGGAAAGGAAACUGAUCCAGUUAGAUCGUGUCGGGUUCAGUGUUGUGUAGCUUGGAAUGCGUUCGGGAUCAGAACAUUGCUGACGUGGCAAUUGACAACGUGGCGCAGAAUUUGUUGGCGAUUUUGGCAACAUCUUUGAAAACUUGAUUGAACCUUCUGAAGAGUUGUGUGAGUUUUCAGAGUCAACAUUUGAAAAUGUGCACACAAUUUUCGCAAACAAACACACUAAAGAUGUUACUCCUGUUGGUCAUGGUGUGUCUGCUCUUCAACUGCGCCGUUUCAGGCAUUCCGAAACCGGAAGAGAAACGCGUUCUGGACCAUGAAGUCAUCAACCAUGUGCCACACUUCCAGAACGAAGAACACAACAAGCAGUACGAUCACGAGGCAUUUCUCGGGGAGGAUGCUAAAACUUUCGACCAGCUCGAGCCAGAAGAAAGCAGACGUAGAUUAGGACUAAUUGUAGAAAAAAUUGAUACAGACAAAGAUAGCUUUGUUAACUUAUCGGAGCUUAAGGCCUGGAUCCAGUAUACUCAGCGGAGAUACAUAGAAGAUGACGUUAGCCGACAGUGGAAGCAACACAAUCCUAAUAAUGAUACAGACACUAUCCACUGGGACACGUACAGGAAAAAUGUCUACGGAUUCAUGGAUGAAAUGGAUCCAAAGGAUCUUGAUCAGGGAGAUGAAAAUUACUCGUACAAAGCCAUGCUGAGCCGGGAUCGACGCCGAUGGAGUGUGGCCGAUCGCGAUGGAGAUGAUCGAUUGGCUAGGGCUGAGUUCACGGAGUUCCUGCAUCCCGAAGAGAGUCCUUACAUGCGAGAUAUCGUCGUGCAGGAAACUAUCGAAGAUAUCGAUAAGGAUAACGACGGAAAAGUAUCGGUACAGGAAUAUAUCGGCGAUAUGUACCGGGGCCGGGAGGAUAGCGAUGAUGAGCCGGAAUGGGUUAAGCAUGAACGGGAAACUUUCAGCAACUUCCGCGACAAAAACAAGGACGGUUUCAUGGACAGCCAAGAGGUGAGGGAUUGGAUUAUUCCGGCUGAUUUCGAUCACGCCGAAGCAGAGGCGCGGCAUCUUAUCUACGAGGCGGAUUCCGAUGCGGAUGAAAAGCUAACAAAAGAAGAGAUUAUAGAAAAAUACGAUCUGUUUGUGGGAUCCCAGGCAACCGAUUUCGGAGAGGCUCUUACACGGCACGAUGAGUUCUGAGGAACAGUGAGCAAUUCAUCUAACACAAUAGUUUUAAGCUCGUUUACGCUAGACUGAGACCGAUGGAUUUGAAGCAACUUAAAAUUCUGAGCCAUCCUUCGCGAUCGACGACGGGUUGUCAGAAACUCGAAUGAUUUGAUGCCGAACCAAUGAUAUUUUAGUUUUCCAAUACGGUCUCGGGUGUAUGCAAAUACCUUUAAAUUAAUUUUGUGUAUAACUUUCGGGGCCAGUAUUACAUGUGUAAUAAAGUAUUGCUAAAACCAGAAAA